AUGUCUUGUAAUAACCAUCAUCUCAAAAGUGAAGGUGUGAUUUCUACCUAUGAAGUGAAGGAAUACGUUGUCGUUGGAAGCCACAUGGUAGAAAAAAUAUUUCUUGUUUAUUUGAAUAAAGAUGAAUUUGAAGUGAAGUGCACCUGUGCAUUGUUCAAAUUAAGAGGCAUCUUAUGCAGGCAUUCUAUUUCUGUGUUAGUGACAAAGAAAGUGUACUAUCUGCCACCAAAAUAUUUUAUUGAUAGAUGGAGGAAGGAUAUAAAGCGAGAAAACUCUAUGAUUAAGAGUAGUUUUGAUGCUUGUGGUGAUAAUCCUAAUGUUAAAAUACAUGACAAGAUGAGAAGGACUUUUGAAGAAUUGGUACCGCUCACAUCAGAAAACAUGGAACAUUGCAUGGAUGUGAUGAAAAAUAUUGAUAAGUUAACAGAGAAAUAUCGUGCCUUAAAGCUUGUGCCCAAUCACUCUUCCCAUCACGCUCCAGUUGCUGUCUCAUCUUCGAGCUGUAAUGAAGUCGUUAAAGAUAAUAAAAAGGUGCUUAGUCCUAUUAAGGUUAAGCGUAAAGGAAAGCUACGGUCAAAGCGAAAGGUGCCUGUUAUAGAAACAGUGGCCAAGAAGAAAUGA
Molecule: messenger RNA, 621 nt
Organism: Alnus glutinosa
Lineage: Eukaryota; Viridiplantae; Streptophyta; Magnoliopsida; Fagales; Betulaceae
Product: protein FAR1-RELATED SEQUENCE 2-like
Exons: 1
Coding region: 1-621 (206 amino acids)
Molecular function (GO): zinc ion binding
Source: RefSeq, a predicted model, not a curated record